Molecule: messenger RNA, 1882 nt
Organism: Drosophila ficusphila
Lineage: Eukaryota; Metazoa; Arthropoda; Insecta; Diptera; Drosophilidae
Exons: 3
Coding region: 761-1882 (373 amino acids)
Biological process (GO): lipid catabolic process; arachidonate secretion; phospholipid metabolic process
Molecular function (GO): calcium ion binding; A2-type glycerophospholipase activity
Source: RefSeq, a predicted model, not a curated record
AUAAUUUAAAUAUUAUGCACUUCUAUUAUGGGAAGGUGAUAAUUAGCUUUGUGCGCUCAUAAAUAUGCAUAAAGAAGCAACGGCGUGGGCCGGUGAUUAGCGUACCCAAAUCCACUAACAAUAGCAGUACAAAUUAAACUCUAAAUGUGAUCCAAGUGCUUACAAGUGCAAUUGACUUGUUUACUUUUGCUUUUCCUUUCGAGCGCACUGAGCCACUGAACCACUAAGCCACUGGACCACCAAAACCCACCGAGUGGGGUAACGUAACCAGUAGGCGGCCACUAUAAAUUACCGCUGUGCAAUUGCCAGUCGGCGGUUGUUAAGUUGGCUUAACUACGCGCACGACUAUAUAAUCUCCAUGCACACGGCUGGAUAUAUUUUAUCUCGAUUGUCAGUUUUGUUUUGCACACACAAUUUCGCAGCUGGGAAAGCAGCCAAGUCACGCAGUCUAAAUUGUUACAAUUAAAGCCCUCUAAAAGUUGACCAUGAACUGCUUACGACUGCAUCGGGUUCCAUGUCUUCUAGGGCUCGACCUUCGCCUUAACUCUCAAACUGGAAUUUGGCCAUUUAUACCGGUGUACUUGGCGCUGUCGGCCAACACAAACUCCAACUACCAACAACCCAACUACCGCAUUUCCCCAGCGAAGCCAGCUUCAAUUUUCGAUAGCCAGUCGAGGCGAGCGGUUCGCAUCGGAUCGGAGGUGUGGACUGGUGUCCAACGAAUCAACGUCAGCGUCAGCGUCAGUUCCUGGAUUCGAACAUGUUGUGGAUAAUGGGGCUAGUAGUGGCCGCCACGCAGCUCAAUUGCCGGGCAAAUGCUGUGGCAAAUGUCACGGUGAUUGAAGACAUUAGGAGCGCCUUCAGAGGCGUCACCAAUGACACGGAGCUAGUGAAUCACAUAAUACCGGAAAUGUAUGGGGCAAGCAUGCGCAGUGCGAAUCCCUCGUUUGUCUUCAAAAUGCCCAGAAAAUCGAUCGGCGGUGGGGAGAAUUUCGAACUGUUAACAAUGCAGCGAUCCGAUUUUGCGAAACCGAUCUUUCCCAAUGUCACCCAGUUGCCCUCGGCCAUCGAUUCAUUCACGACAAUUGCGCCGGAAACGAGUGUGAAGACCAGUCUGGUCAUCGCACCGCAACUGGAGUGGCAUCUGAUGGGCCUGGAGGGCUGGACGGGGGAGCUGCAGCCUCCAGUUCCCUGGCUGGAGCAGAACCACAAGGACAUUAAUCCGCCGAUUAGCUUACCCAAUUCAUAUCCACACGAAGAGAUUCACUUGGACAUCAAGAACCACCAAUUCGAUGGCCGAGUGACGGACAUUCGUGUUAUAGCAUCCACAACUGGUAGACCCGCGGAAGUGGAGGACCUGAUGAACGGACAAAAUGUCUACAUAGCAAGGGUAAACGAUCCCUUCGGUUACUCCAUGAAGUGGAGCUUCAAUAACGAUAGCAACUGGGAGAAGGAACUCCCUCCAAACGGAGAUCGAGGAAAGAGGGACGUAACCCGACUGUACUCAAUGAUCAAGUGCUCCACGGGCUGUGAUCCGCUGAUCUACAAGGGCUACGGAUGUUAUUGUGGGUUCGGUGGCCAUGGAGUCCCUGCUGACGGAAUCGAUCGCUGUUGUCGCCUCCAUGACAAGUGUUACGGCCAAAGCAACUGCAUCUCUUAUCUGGAAUACUUUGUGCCCUACGUGUGGAAGUGCUAUCGAGGAAAGCCGCUCUGCGCUGUGGACCACGGAGAAUUUGGUGGACCAGAUUCUUGCGCCGCCCGUCUCUGCCAAUGCGACCUGCGACUCUCGAGGUGCUUGAAGAAAUUCUACUGCCCCCAUAGACGCUCCAUCUGCCACUCGUCCAGAUCACGACGCUUACAGAAUCUCAUUUUCUUCGAUUGA